UGCUCAACAGGAAAUCUGGUGUCUUAUUUUCAGUCGAGCUGAAAGCUAUGAAACUCAUUCUGCGUUGGAUUUUUUGCUUCAGUUUAGGUUUUGUCACUGAUUGCCAAGUGAAUCGUUAUGGAUUGAAGGGAAGCUCAAUCCGUCUGAGCAUCAGUCCCAGAAAUCAGUCACUAAAUAAUGUUAGAUGGCUACGAUUCAACAGGAAAGAAGAGCUUACAGACACAAAAGAAGUUUCCCCUCAUUUUGAGAAAAGAAUAAGACUAAAUGUCUCAGACUGGUCUUUGACCAUACUCAACCUUGAGGAAAAUGACAGUGGACUGUAUGAGGCCAUUCAGAAGUGGAUGGUUAAACCUCUGGCUGCAUUCACACUUACAGUGGAGGACACUGUCUCUAAGCCUGUAAUCAACGUGAAUCAAUAUGACUUUAAUUCAUCUGCUGGAGUGUGUCGGGCCACAGUGAACUGUUCGGCUAAUGGCAGCUGGGCCACGUUUGACUGCCACCAAAAUGUUUGUGAUAAGACACGAUCCUCUCUUUCCUCCAUUAACAUCACUGUCACUGCACUGGACAGCAGCGGCAUCAAAUGCUCUGUCAACAACUACGUGAGCAGGAAUCAUUCUCAGACUCCCAUUAUGUGCCAUGAAAAGCUGCAAAGUGAUUAUCAUAUCCUCCCAUCGCUCAUCGUUUGGAUCGUUGGCACCGUUUGUGCUGCUGUUUUAUUGGGUUUGGUUAUGGGUGGGAUUGUAGUAUUUGUCAAGAGAAGAAGAUGUUCAAAAGUUCAUCCACAGUCCAGUCGUGUUGUGAUUGAACAGCAUCAUGAAACUAUUUACUGCACCGUGGAAAAGCCGGCCGCAUCCCAGACAUCUCCAGGAAACAACACUGUCAGCAACAAAGUAGAAACCAUCUACGACAGUCCGUCACGACAUACCAAGGCUUGUCAAGUAGACAGCGUGGAGGUGAAUAGAGACAAUCAGGAGCAACAGCAAUCUGGACAAGACAGAAUUAUUCAAGUAAAAGCUACAGUUCACCAGGCAGCAGAACCCGAUUCAGAUCCAAUUAACACGGUUUACUGCAAACUGGGAGAGAUAUGACACAAACACAUACUGUAUACAUCGGAUUCAAAUAUACGUCAAUGUAAAUUUUGUGCUUUCACUAGUGAAUAGAUGGGUUUAAGCAUCAUUUAUGGAAACAAUACACACUGUAUGAUGUCUGCUAUUUUGUGAAACAGUAUAUGCAGUACACUCUUAGCAUUCUAGCGAUGCAACAGAAGGACCAUUUUUGUUUCCCAAAAGAACCUUUCAAAAAAAAAAAAAAAAAAAAAGAAAUGAAAAGAAAAGAAAAAAAAACCUUUGUGUUAAGAAUAUUUUAAUAAUUUCAGGAACCUUUUUAAGAAACGUGCAAAAUGGAAAGAUUCUUCAUGGAACUAAUAAUGGAAAUAAAGAGCCUUUAUUUUUAAGAGUGUGUGCAGUGAAAUACAUUUAGAACAGUCCUAUAUUGUUGUCCUGUGACCUCAUUGUGUAGCAUGUAGCAUGAGUUGUCAUAAGAAAAUUGUGUCAUUUUGCAUUUUUAAUUCCAUUUUGUUUAAAAAUGUCAUAAUUUUGAAAUGUUGAUGUUAAAAAUAACAGCACAUAUCAUGUAUAGUUCAUUCCUUACACUGGAAAUGAAAUGUCAAGUUGAGUGUAAUUAUGUGAUUAAAGUAUUCU
Carassius auratus (goldfish) is the source of this 1700-nucleotide messenger RNA. Its product is annotated as T-cell surface antigen CD2-like. Gene Ontology annotation, cellular component: membrane; cell-cell junction. The coding region runs from base 48 to 1088 and encodes 346 amino acids. NCBI's taxonomy places the organism in Eukaryota, Metazoa, Chordata, Actinopteri, Cypriniformes, Cyprinidae. The transcript has 6 exons. The record is from RefSeq and is a predicted model, not a curated record.